AUGCGCCGGCGUCUCCUCCAGACCUCCUCUGGUGUUGUUCUAUUUCUUGUGAGCAUGGUGCUCCUUUCCACGAGGCGUUCCGGCAUCCAGGAAGCGGUCGUCAACCAGAGACUUUCAGGAGGGAUAUCUGGCAGAUGGGCAUGGAGGGAGAUGAUGCUGGCAGGUGGGGCAGACUGGAGAAACAGGAGAGAGACUGAGCAUGGAAAACAACUCAAGGGCCACGAUGACGGUAUGGCGCAUUCUUCUGCUGGGAAAGGCCUCUUGCUGGAAGAGCUUUUCAUCGCUGUCAAAACAACCCAGAAGUUCCACCAGUCCAGGAUGGGAUUGCUGCUGGAGACCUGGAUCUCCCAGGUUAAAGGACAGGUUGGUAUAAGGGGGGGGAAAGGGUUAAAUGGACCGCUGACACCAGAAUGCCUAAGGGAAGAACCUGUGUGUGAUUCUCAUAUGCACUCAUGCGCAUGCAUUGCCUAGAACCAAAUGAUGCCUUAAGCCAGGAUUGGUCAUUUGGAAGCCUCAGGGCUGGAAACAUCCCCAGAUGUGAUUUGAUUUAGCCCCAAGCCCUGGUGUUGCCUGCUUUUAAUCAAAGCAUAGUAAAAAAGAAAAAUAAGAAAAGUGCCUGCUGUUUCACUUACAAAAAAGAGUAUGUUUUUACAACGAAGCUGCCUUAUACCAGAUUCUAGUCUUUCCACCGUUCAUUAUGCUGAUGGCCAUCUGUCUCAUUCAUCAUUUUAUUUUACCCAAGAAAAGUAACAUCAGUGUGUCUCUCGGAGAACUUCAAAGCAAGCCGAGGGAGCAAGCCACAUAGAUUUGGAGGAGACUGAUAAUGGGGGAGGGAGGGAUGCAGAGCAGAGCAUGGUGGUGUUUUUCUCAGGCUGGUUUGGAUCAACCCAGGAUUCCACCAAAUUGGGUGGAGGUAGCCGCUGGUCACUCUGGGUUGGAUAAGGUCCAGCUGAAGCAAUCUGGGGCUGGCAAAAGAGGUGCAGGAUCUGGUGGUAGCAAGAGGGGGGGGGAAGGAGAUAUAUAGGGUUUUAAACCUUAAUUAGACACUGUGCAAGGUGCUCAGAUUGGUUCAGAGUCUGGUGCCGAGUUGAGUUGGUCUCAGGUUGGAUUGGUGUCUCUUCAAAGUGCCCAACCAAGCCCUGAAUUGGAUCAGGGAGAGGCAUGCACAGCCUAACUGUUCUAACUAUGCUUUCUUUGUGUGGGAAAGGUUGUCCCUGGACUAGCUCCCCAAUGCCUCUCAGGGCUUUUUAAGCUGCCUUAGAAACACUGGCCUUCCAAAACACUUGUUUAUGAGCUUCUCCACAUGUUAAAGGUAAAUGGGCAAAACAUAUUUGGUGAGGCAGAUUUCAUACUGUUUUCACUCAUGAGGAAGGUAGAAUUGGUUGACUCUGAGGCAGACAAAGGAUUGCAUUCAUGUAAUGUGUGAAACAGGCCUAGGAAUUCAUACAUUCGUUUAUGUAUGAGUAUAUACUGUGCUUUUUUUACUUAAAAAAUGUUUAGGAGUACUCUCAUUUUCCUACUCAUAUUGAAAUACUGCUCCUCAAUGACAAACUUAGAUUCACAAAAUGUUUAGAUACCCCUGCAUUCCCCCAGAAAAAAGCACUGAGUAUAUAUCUCUCUCACACACAUAAAAAAGGGUAAAGGACCCCUGACAGUUAAGUACAGUCUCGAACAACACUAGGGUUGAGGCGUUCAUCUCGCUUUCCUGGCCAAGGGAGCCGACGUUUGUCCGCAGACAGUUUUUCUGGAUCAUGUGGCCAGCAUGACUAAGCCGCUUCUGGAGAAACCAGAGCAGCGCACGGAAAUGCCAUUUACCUUCCCGCCAGAGCGGUAACUAUUUAUCUACUUGCUUUCGAACUGCUAGGUUGGCAGGAGCUGGGACCAAGCAACAGGAGCUCACCCUGUCACGGGGAUUCGAACUGCAAACCUUCUGAUCGGCAAGCCCUAGGCUCAGUGGUUUAGACCACAGCACCGCCCGCGUCCCUCUCUCACACAUACACAAAGCAAAAUGUUGAGGACCUUGCAAAAUGUACACAGAUAGUUUGCCACCACACCAGCACUGAAUGCUCUUUCAGGGGUGGACAGUUCUGGUUGACAUAUCAUUUAGAAAUUCACAUCUCCAAUUGGUGAUUUAAGGAACGAAUGUGCCAUAUUCAGCCCUGCUAUAUUCCCAGCAAACGUGUUUUUUCUCCCCUCCCUCGUAUUUUUUGUUGUGGUUGCUUCGUCCCCCUGGUUCCUUUUCUUUAUGGCUGCCCCUCAGCUCUUUCAUUCUUCCAGAGACAAGAGGCUCACAAUAAAACCCAGGCUGGAUUUGUGAAAAGGCCUCGCCACCGCCAGGCCCAGGGGAGGCCCACGUGCCUGAGCGACUGUCUGAAUGACUUUGCCCAUAUUUCAGUACAUAAUGCAAGUACACUGUUUAACCAGCCUGCAGGCAGCUGGUGGGAAGAUUGUUUAAGGCUUGUGUCUCUCUCUUUCAGUCCCCUUGGCUUCUUGAAAGCCCAUUUUCCGCUUGAGAGGAGGUAUUCUUUGCUGGACGCGAUCCCCACUCUGCCCUUGGGAUGGAAGAACAUGCCACAUGAUGUUGUCGAGAGGGCCUGGGAGGGACUGCAGGGAAGAGGAGGAGGAGGAGAGUAGGGAAAACAGCAGAGAGCUUAUAGGUCUUUUACACACGAACAGAUGUUCUUUUCUGAAUUCAACUUUCCUUUCACUACAAAGCUUCUGUUUAAUCUGCUGUCAGAUAUCUUGCAAACAUCACAGCAGGAUUCUCGGGGGACAAACCUGAGCUAUUCGAUGGUCACCCCUUGGGCUCAUGAGUUAUUUAGGGAUGCUGGAUCAGACCAGGUUCUCCAGCCCCAGGCUGGUGACUAAAAGCUCAGUGUGAGCUGGCUCAGCACAAUGAAACCUAUAUAUUGAAAGCAUCUGUUCUACAAAAAUGACUCAUACCUAUAUCAGAUAUUAUUGGGGCUCCAGAGCCCUAGCAGAACCCCCUGGUGCUACAGUAGGCGCUUACACACUGCACCCCCCCCCCAAAGGAAAUACACCCCCCUCUCCAAAAUAGGUCAAAAGAGAACAUACAUUUGCAAAAACAAAACAAAAACCCACACAAGCAAAUUUAUAUCCAUAGAUAAAAAUCUAGAAGGACUAUAAGUUAAAUAAAGCAGGGUUUACUGCUAUGGGUAUGUGUAUGCCUGUUCAGUUUGCUGUAUAGGUUCUAAAUGUUUUCCCCCUCACAUAUUUUUUAUUGAAUUUUAAUAAGGACAAACAGGUGACAGAAAAAAAGAAACGAAGGGAAAAAAUAAAUACAGAUAAGUUGUCACAACUGCCAAUAAAGAAAUACAGGAAACAGUCAGUGCAAUAAUAAAACGUACUGAAAGGAAAAAGAUGCGUAGUUUAUAAUUGCAAUGAGUUCUGCAGUUUAAAUCAAAACAAUUAGAAAUUUUAAUUCAAAAAAAAUGAUAAAAUGUAUUCCAUCAAAACACCCGCAUAGACCUGUGGUAUCUGACACUCCUGUGCUUGUAUAUAAAAUAAAAUUAGAUCAAAUGGCAAAGCUGCGAUCUUGAACACUUGGGAACCCUGGACGCAUUUAGGUUAUGCAAUAUUUUUUCCAAGAAGGGUGAUUUGCCAAGUCUUGGAAUAGCAAUAGUCUAGAUUACUGAGAUCAAAAGUUCUGCAAAACUUGGCAGUUGUGGCUCUGGUUGCUGUCAAAGGAUGCAAAAUCAGUUUCUUGUUAUUCAGGUCUUGAUCCAAAUCUGCGAACAGAUUCAAAAGAGAAGACAAGGGGCGGGGUGAAUUUUGUCCAGUUAUCAAUGGAUUCUCAGAAAACACUUCCAUCAAGAACUCUUUUACCUUGAGGCAGUACCAUCACACAUGUCAGUAGGUUCCAAUACACUGGCACCCCAUCUAGCAUAAGGGAGGAAGACAUCUAUAUGGGGCCUUGAACCAGAGCAUUUUCCAGUCUUCUUCUAUCUGCACUCCACAGGUACUCACUCCUACUCUCCCCUGUUGUGGUUCUUUCACUUUAAACUGGGCUUCAACUGGACCACCCUCUAAAAAGAGAGCUCCUUCAAAUAGAGGACUAUCCUCUGACAGCCUUUCAAACAGAGGACUGACAUCAGUAAAGUAGGACACAUGGCCGCACUAACAGAGGCUGGUGCCUGCCCUGCCCAAACGUCAUGCUGAUCUGGGGCACUGUGGAAAAUUGAAAAUGGCUGUCCACAACUACUGCCAGAUGAUCAUGCAUCUGAGGAAGUGCCCGAGAAGACACUUUGCUGAAAUCCCUUUCAUAACUGAAGCUGGCCACGAUCUAUCUAUGUUGCAUUUGUUUUAAAAGCAAUUUCUCAAUGGGUGAGGUAAAAAAGGUAAAGGUAAAGGUACCCCUGCCCGUUCGGGCCAAUCUUGCCAGACUCUAGGGUUGUGCGCUCAUCUCACUCUAUAGGCCGGGAGCCAGCGCUGUCUGCAGACACUUCCGGGUCACGUGGCCAGCGUGACAAGCUGCAUCUGGCGAGCCAGCGCAGCACACGGAACGCCGUUUACACUCAACACCAAAACACUUGCUGAGUUGGGGGUGGGGUGAAUGCCAUUCUACAAAGAUGUUAGUGACCUGUUCCACUGAAUGAUCAACACCCUCAAAAAACCGCAGCAUGCAGGGUCCUUUGGGAAACACCAGCUUCAGAUCCAUCUGAAUUUUUUUCAGCACAGAACAAACAAGCAUUCAAAGACCGGAUUUCAAAAGAUUAUCAGCUAAUCAAUUAAUCAGCAAAGGGGAGCGUGAGUCUCUCUCUCUCUCUCUCUCUCUCUCUGCAAAGAAGCUGGGUCAAAUACUUACUUUCCAUCAUCAUAUAGCACUUUAAAAAAUAUCAGAACUUGUUACAACCUCUAUUUUGCCGCAUCUCUGUGAGAUGGGGGCAUUAUUAUUCCAUUUGUACAGAUAAAACACUUUCUGAGUGUUCAAAGCAUUUCACAUUCAUUACUUCAGUAAUAAUCUCAUAUGACGCAUAGCCACGGUGGAGAGAGUUAUGUGGCUUGUCACUGGAUGGCAGGUAUGGAACUCAGCACAUUUUAGGCACUGGAAUAACCCUUCUCUCUUCUUUUUCCUCAGACACAUGUCUUCACUGAUAAAGAAGAUGAUGAGCUACGGGAAAAACUGGGUAAUCCGGCCUUUAGUGUUGUGCAAGAUCUGGAAACUGACUUCUGUAAACUGUGUGUCAGGAAUGCUUGGGUAAUAGCAUCCCUACACGGCUGACCGUGGGAAAGGGUUAUAGCUCAGCCACAGGGCACAUGCCUUGCAUGCAGAAGUCCCAGGUUCAGUCUUGCAUCUCUGAAUGAGGUCUGGGGAAAACAUUUGGGGUGUGUGUUGUGGCUGCUCCUCCCAUUAUUUCUGGGUUGAAUCGAAUGAUUUAUUUCCUGGUAGUGUGCAUAUAUGCGGUUGUGUGUGAGGCGAUCGCGUGAAAGUGGGGGAGGGGACGCCUAUACUGUAAUAGAUGGGAUAACUCAGUCUUGACUCAGGGCUCAUACAUACAUCUACUUGUCCCGGGCUGCCUAGACAUGGGCCUGAGUGGUUCUGCCUUUGUCCCGCUGCUCCCUCCCGGAAAACUCACUCUUUAGUGCUAAAUCGGAACAAACAGCAAUGUAUGGAAAACCCGAUUGCUAUUUGUUCUGAUUCAGCCCUAAACUGCAGGUUUUCUCUGGGAAAAGUGACACGGCAAGAGGAAAACUGCUUGGACUCAUGCAUUCGAGGCACAGGAGAAGCGAAAAUGUGGACAAGCCCUAAGACUGGGGAGACCCAGGUUCAAGUCCCUGCUCAGCCAUAGAACUCACUAGGAGACCUGAUGAGGGGCAUUCAGUUUGACUGUCUGUUGGACUAUGCUCAAUCUUCUUCUUCUUCUUCUUCUUCUUCUUCUUCUUCUUCUUCUUCUUCUGUUUGUAUACCACCCUUCAUCCAAAGAUCACAAGGCAGCUCAAACAUAAAAUAAUAAUUAUUAUAUGCAAAUCAAUAUAAGUGAGUCUAUUCUGGAUCUAUUCUGAGUAUGACUUAAGGCUGUCUGUUCCAAGUCUGGUGUACAGAUAAAGAACCCUGAGAAUGAAGAGCCAUAUCAACCAUCAGACCUGGAGAACAGACUGAGCAGGCACUCAGGUAGCUGGACAUAGUCUUUUCCACUUUGGUGAGAUGUGCUGAGUUUCUAUUUAAAGAAUACUACUUAUUUCUAAAUUUGCAUGUAUACAUAUCUGCACAUUUAAUGCAAAUUGGCACCUUUUCUACUCCCCCGAUAUGUUUCCUCUUUAUUGGUGAUGCAGAAAUCUCCACCCAAGGCUUACUUCUGCGUAGACAUGCGUAGACUUGCUCUGGCAUCGCCAGUUCCAAUCCAAAUCCGCUUAAUCGACAAGGUCCUCAAGGUCAAAUACUAUUAUGCUUGGCCCUUCAGCUAUCAAGUAAUUAGUAAUUUCAUUUACCGCAGCUUGUGCAGUUCUCCAGAAACACUGAAUUAAUGGGCAGAGCCAAAAAAUAUGACAUAAAAUCUGCAGGUAUUGAACUGCAACACCAGCUAACAAUCUGUGUUUAGUAAAUACAACAAACAGAGCAAUCCAAACCCCCAAUCUAUCCACUGGAAGAAGUUUAGAGGAGUUGGAGUGGAGGUAUCUCUCUAUACCCUUGCCUUGCCUUGACUCUGCUGACCUCCACCAAUGGCAGGGAAGCCCCAGCAGUGAGGAACAGCUCAGUGAACCACCCAAAUAGCAAGUAAGUGGAAGCUACCAUCAGUGGUAUCUCUGCUACCAGUAGCAUUUCAGGGGAAGGGCUGGACUGGGUCUAUACAGGAUCUGCUGGAUCCUGAGCUGGUCCUACUGCUUUCAUGUGUUGAAAGCAUGCCGGAUCUGGGCCUUCCCUUGUUUCUUUCUUAUUAAUAGCUUUUAAAUACAAAAACCAGCAUGGAUCAUACAGGUUUUGAUACAAAGGAACUAAGGAAAACUGGGUAAGCACAGGGCUAUUUACAGAUGAUAUAGAAGCGUGUAGGUUGUAUACGAAAUCCAUCUAUAAGCAAGACAAAAAUACCGUACGUAGAUUGACCUAGACAGGAAGGAAAAAUCAUAGAUAAGCAGGAAGUGAAGUUACACAUAAUUUCAAAUAAAGUCCAAGUAUUUUGGUACAUAGUUUUUGAGGAUCAUGUGACAUAUAAUUUUAAAACGGCCACAAACAGUUGCAAAAUCUCCUAGAUUGCCCUCGCCUCAUUGUACUUUCAAAUUUUAUGUUAUUUUUUCAGAAACUGCAAUAAAGUUUUUUAUAUAUAUAUAUAUUGCAUGUCUAAGUUUAGAUUCUUUGCAUCCUUCGAGUUCUGAGAUAUGGUGAAACUCGCAGCCCACCAACAUAAAAAUGAUCAAGUCCUUUGGAUGAAGUUUCUUAGCCCAAUCAGUAAAAACCAGACAAUUAAUAUCAGCAUGUGUUGUCAGGCUCAUUGCACAUUAACACUGCUAUCCAAUUUCCCCCCACAACUGGGCAAUACUAUUUACCGAUUACGGAAGAUCUGGACCUUUUUGCUGCACCAGCCUGAGAGCUGGUGGAGCAAAGAGCCAUUUUUCUGCCCCACUUCCCCCGCCCAGCUGUUGUGAGUAGUGGGGCAGUGGAUGUUGUGGUGGCUGUGCUGCCCCCAUGAAGCUCUGUCUCUAUUGGCCAGGGCUUUGGAUUACUCUGUGUGAUGUUAACUAGGUGUACCACUGCUAUUGGGUGGGAUUCACGGAAUGAGUCCUGUCAUCAGAAGCCACUUGCAAGGAUUUCCACUUGAGCAACAAGGUCCCACCCUCCUCCCAUGCCCCAGGCCCCCCAAAUUGGGGUCAAGAGAACCCCAAGAAGAGCACACAGGACGAGGGGAAGGAAGAUCAUUCCGUCUGGCAAGCUGAAAUAAAAUCAGAAGACAGCGACCUUGAAUUCCCCCUGAAGAGUUAUUUUUUUUAAGGUUGAUAUUCAAUGCUAGUCCUACUCAGAGUAUACUCACUGAAGUUAAUGGACAUGAGUAAUGUAGGUUCAUUAAUUGCACUUGGUCUCCUCUGAAUAGGGCUUAGCUGAAUACCACUCAUAGAUUUUAAACUGUCAGAUCACAAUAUUGGAAGCACAGCGUUUAUUAUUAUUUUUGUACCAUAAAUCCAUUGUAGUUGCUCUUUUGUUGCCGCCAUUUUCUCUCCAGAUGAGGCUUCUGUUAAGGAGGUCCUAACUCAUUCCCCCAGCUCUCAGAACCUCAAUAUCAUGUUGCUGAGAAAAUGAGAUCCUUUCCCUGACUAACGCUAUCAUUGCUAAUGUGAUUACUAUGCAGAAGGUAAUUGGCAACUCUUGUCAGCACCCCCUUGGGUAGUGCCUGGGAGGAGAAUAAUGACCAUCAACGAACCAAUGCCAUUAUCUGACUUUGCUUGAUGAGCACUCCCUCGCCUGGUUUUGCUUAUCAAUAAUUUGACUAGGUGUUCAACAAUGAAAUGGGGUUGGGUUUUUUUUUUACGAAGGUAAUACAACUUUGAACUACUGAUUCUACUUCGCUCUGUGCUUUCUAGCUAGUGAAACAGGAAGGAAGGAAGGAAGGAAGGAAGGAAGGAAGGAAGUCCCUUCACUUUACAAUUCCAGCUCAGGCAUGCUCAGCCAGUGCCUGCAAGCUGCUGUACAGAGCUGCCUUUUCAGCUCCUACUUAGGGGUGCAAUUGGCAGGACAUCUGAUAAACUACAGUACUGGGGAAAGCCGUUGCCCAAAUGCAUUGUGGUUCUGAGAUCUUGGGCAAGGGUAAACAAGCUUCACUGGAAGUACUACAAAUAGUUUUGUUUUUAAAUCUAGAACUAUCCACAGUACUCCUGCAGAGACCAGAAGAGACCUGUAUCUUCUACAAAAUCAAGAGGUGGUAAAGGGAGUGAUUCAGUCUUGGUGCACAACUAGGGGAUUACGGACAGAUCUGUCAGGACAGAACAUGGCAAUAUUCAACACCUGUAGAGCAGGGUGGGGGAUCUGUGGCCUUCCAGAAGUUGGUAGAUUACAAAUCUCAUCAGCUCUGACCUUUGUUGGCUGAAGCCGAUGGGAACUGGAGUUCAACAGUAUCCGGAAGGCCACAGUUUCUGCACCCCUGCUUCAUUUAUUUAUUCUUAUUUAUUUCAAUAAUUUAUAUACUGCUUUAUGCAGUAGUUUUGACAUGUUGUACGAUGAAGACACAAAGGAGAUACAAAGGAUGAAAUCAGUAAAAUUAACCACACAAUCAGAAAAGUUUACUUAAAAUGCCUGCUGGGUAAAAAAGAAAAGACUUCACCACGCAGCGUAAGUUUAGUAGUGAGGCAGGCCUGCUUGAUCUCAAUCAGGAGGGAAGUCCACAGAGUUGGGCCCAUGAUACUCAUGGCAUGGUUGCUGGUCAUUGCGAGCUGUGCGACUGACUGGUGGAUGACCACUAACAGCAACUCUGCUCAUGACCUCCAUGAUCAGGCAGGGACAUUAGGAAUCAUGCAGUCCAAUCACCCUGGAUCCAAGUUCUUAAGGGCCUUGCGAAUUAAGAACCUUGAAAUUGGACUCGUACCAUAUGGGCAGCCAGUGCACGCUUUUAAUCGCCAGAGUUAUUUGCUGGUGGUAGUCUGUCCUCUCACAAGUAGUCUAGCUCCAGCAUUUUGCACUGGUUGGAAAUUCCAGCCCAGCCCCAAGUGUAGCCCCACAAAGGGCGUACUGCAGUAAUAAAGUCUUCACAUUCCCAAUGCUUGAAUUAGGAUCCCUGUCCAAGAAUGGCUAUAGUUUCUGUACUAAUCAUAGUUGAUGAAAGACACUGCUAGUCAGGCUCUGAGCUUCCAGUGACAAAGAUGCAUCCAGUAGACUCCCAAACUAUGAAUCUUUUAUUUCAAAGUCCAACCCCACAUAUAGCAGGUAACUGGGCAAUGUCUGUCUUACCCUGUAUCUCAACUUAUGGGGUGUCUAAUUCAAGAUAUACCAGAAUUCUUACUUCUCAUUGAGCAUGGUUGUAUCUAGUUUUAUUAUUUGGUGCAGCAGCUAAGAAAAUUUGAGCAAAUAUCUUGAAGGAAAUACCAGUGAAUUUGAAAAGGUGAUUCACUUGAGUAAGCUAAGUCAAGCGUAAUCACUAAGAGUCUUUAUUAAGGAUUUAUUUUAGCAAUGGCUUUUACAUUAAAUGAGAAUUGGGAAGCUCAAUUGGUCAUGGUUUCUUGCCUUCCAGACAUUUUACUUUUUUAAAAAAGCUACCAUUUGCAAUGGCCUGUGGCUUCAAGCAAUAAACACUGACUGAGUUUCUGACUGCUUCUCACUAAAAUGGUGACUCUUUGGAGCCAGCAGACUUAAGACAGUUAUUGCAGCAAGCCUUCCUCUGUUCACUGUGUACUCAUGCUUAUUUAAAAAACCAUGGUGAGCUUUCCUCUCAUCUAGGCUAUUCCCACCCCACUCUCUAAAUCAUGGGUUGCUAACAUGGCUAGCACCAUGGGAGCACAUUUGCCCACAGAAGCCUUCCCUGGCCGCCCCAGGAUCUUGCCCCCGAGCCCCUCUCUGCUGAAAUGAGGUUUGAAAGAAGUCUUUUGUUGCGCACACACAUGUGUGCAUUGCUGUAGUGCAUGUGCAGCUUCAGGGCAUGUUUGGUGCAACAGUUUCUCUCAUUUGCAAAUGUGCCCAAAGGCCUGAAAAUGUAGGGGAGCCCAGCUGGAUUAUCACAAUGUGCCCUAAAUGGGGCUGCCCUCGAAGAUGACUCAGAAACUUCAGCUAGUCCAAAAUGGAGCAGCCAGAUUACUGGCUGGGGUUCCCUUUAGAAUUCCUAUACCCCUUGUUUUAAAACAGCUUCAUUGGUUGCCAGUUCAUUCUGGGGGUGCAACUCAAGGUGCUCAUGUAAGUAUUUAAAGCCCCAAGACCCUACAUAUCUGAAAUAACACCUCCUUCUCUACAAACACUCUUAGGUGUUAAGAGACUGGAAGAGGCAGCCAACUUGAAAGUACUCUGGGGGUGGGGUGGGGGAGAAAGGACAUUCUCUGUGGCAGCCCCUAAGUUGUGGAACUUCCUCCCCACAGAGGUGUCUCUGGUAGCUUCACUAUACAGUUUUCAAUGAAUGUUGAACAUGCACCUCUUUAUGCUGGCCUUUGAUGCUUGAGAUGUAUACUUUUAGGACCCACCCUAUUCUUGUGUCUGUAGUUUCUUUUAAACUGUUUUUAACGUUUCAUUUUAAAUUGUUGUGAUGUGCCCUGGGACCUUAGGGUGAAACGUGGGUUAAUGAAAAUAAUAUACAAACUGGCUUAUUCUAUUUAUAUCAUUCUCACCACUGCACAAUGACCCUGUGAGGUAGAUAGCUGGGAGAAAGUGACGGGCUGAAUGUCACUCGAGGAGCUUUCAUGGUUGAGUGGGAAUUUGAACCUAGGUCUCCUUCAGUUCUGGUCACUAUGCUGAACUGCUGCAGAGCAUUGCUGUGGUACGGAAGACUUGGAGAUGUACUGCACAAAGAUGCCCUUUGCACUGGGGAAAGGUCUCCCAUCUUUGUCUUGUUGAGGGUAUAAGCUUGUCUGUGUUUGAAGUUGCUUUAAAUAAAUCAAAAUAGGUCCAGGAACCCAUCCAGAAAGCGUUUCUCCUUUUCCCAUUAGGUGAUCACGUGAUCAUCACAAACUGCUCUGCAGAGUACAGUCAUCCAGCACUUUCUUGCAAAAUGGCGGCGGAGUUUGAUGCCUUUUUGGUUAGCGGCCUAAGGUGAGCAAAUGGACUUGAGUUGGGAGAUGUGACAUGGGAUGGAGUCCAUUUCUGUCCAAGUUUAGUGAGAUUAUUUAUUGACAUAUAAAUGUUGUCAAUAAAAGUAAACACUUGUUCUCCAUAGUUGGCUUUUUGUGGUCUAGUUAUCCAAAGCUCCAUUCAAACUGUAGUUUGCCUCUGCAAAAUUGUCCUAGGAGGGAGCCACUAAUUGGAGCCAUCUGAGAUCACUCAGGAAAUGCAAACGGCAUUUAGCAUAGGUAGCAUAAGGAGUCAGCUCCCUCUGAUCAACAUGGACUACAGAGCAAUUGUCUGCUUGCUCCAGGUGGUGAAUGCCAAGGUUAGUAAAUUAAACUGCGUACGGCAAUGACUCAGUGACAGAAGUGCAGUUAUACCAACCAUGAAUCAAGUGGCGCCUAGAUUUAACUGGUGCGAUAGAUGCCAAGAAACUGUUCAACAGCUAACUAUGACAGGGCAGUCUGGUCCACUAGGGCAAAUGGGACACAACCCAAGCAACUCAGUCUGCGCUCAGCCAACCACCAACUGCUUGUUUUCUUUCUUACAAUUUGUGUGAGUGUGUGCUUGCACGCCUGUGCCUCUUAUUGGCUGUGGCUCCACUCACUGUUGUUCUCCCUGCCUUCUACCCUACCAGUCCCAAUGGGCAGCAACCACCAUUGUUAUGGAAUCAAGUUGAAAUUAUAUUCUCCUCUUGAAUCUACCGGCUGUGCAUUUCUCCUCCUUCUCCAGCUGGUUUUGCCACCUUGAUGACGACAACUACCUGAACCCACAAGCUCUGCUCAAGCUCUUGUCUUCCUAUUCUCCGGACCAAGAUGUGUAUAUUGGGAAGCCCAGCUUGAACAGGCCAAUUCGUGCCUCAGAAGCUUCGCCUAACAAUCAGACAGUAAGUCCAACCCCUUUAUUUCAGGAGUAAACAGCAGGUUGGCUGGGAAUUCUAAGGGCAGCUAGGUGAGCUUCUGCACCCCAAACAAUAACAACAUCUGGUUUAUCACAGUUACAACUGCUUUGAGGAGAGAGAAGAAUGUAUACCAGGCUGAUCUUAGGAGCAAAUGUUGGGUUCCUAUCAUAAAUUUCAACAAAACAUUGAAACUCCUCUGCAUUCCACCCUUUGCCUAUAAGGGAAGAAACUGCAUAGCUCAGUGGUAGAGCAUGUAUGCUGAAUACCCAACAUCUCCAUUUUUCCUUCUUUCAGAAGUCAGUGUAUUUUUGGUUUGCCACUGGAGGUGCUGGAUUCUGCAUCAGCAGGAAGCUGGCCCGAAAGAUGGCUCCCUGGGCAAGGUGAGCAGUGACCACUAAAAGAUCUUGUAUGAAUGUCUCUCAUUUCACAUCUUCCUGCAAUGGCUGGAGUGGGGAACCUGUGGCCUUUCAGAUGUUGUUGAACUCCAGCUCCCAUCAGCUCCAGCCAGAAUGGCCAGUGGUCAGGGACAAUACAGAUUUGCGUAAAGUUUGCAUCUGCUGAUUUAUAUGUAUGGAAGCACAUUGAGCCAACUGUCUGAGGGAAAGCUGCUCUGCAAGUGAAGUUUUAACAAUUAACCCCCUGAGCCAUCCCUUAACAAUGCUCCUGGAUGGGAGGUUAAUAGAUGUAAAUGAAGAUGAACAUUUGCUGAAGUGUGCGCCUGCACUCACUGUAUCUUUCUUUCUUUCUUUUUUUCAAAUGAUAUUUAUUGAAAAAUUUUUUAGAAUUACAAAAGAAAACAAAGUAGAAAAAGAGAAAGAAAAAACAAAGAAAAAACAAACCACAUCAAACAAUACAAACUAGAAUCAUAGAAUCAUAGAGUUGGAAGAGACCACAAGGGCCAUCGAGUCCAACCCCCUGCCAAGCAGGAAACACCAUCAGAGCACUCCUGACAUAUGGUUGUCAAGCCUCUGCUUAAAGACCUCCAAAGAAGGAGACUCUACCACACUCCUUGGCAGCAAAUUCCACUGUCGAACAGCUCUUACUUCCAGGAAGUUCUUCCUAAUGUUUAGGUGGAAUCUUCUUUCUUGUAGUUUGGAUCCAUUGCUCCGUGUCCACUUCUCUGGAGCAGCAGAAAACAACCUUUCUCCCUCCUCUAUGUGACAUCCUUUUAUAUAUUUGAACAUGGCUAUCAUAUCACCCCUUAACCUCCUCUUCUCCAGGCUAAACAUGCCCAGCUCCCUUAGCCGUUCCUCAUAAGGCAUCGUUUCCAGGCCUUUGACCAUUUUGGUUGCCCUCCUCUGGACACGUUCCAGUUUGUCAGUGUCCUUCUUGAACUGUGGUGCCCAGAACUGGACACAGUACUCCAGGUGAGGUCUGACCAGAGCAGAAUACAGUGGCACUAUUACUUCCCUUGAUCUAGAUGCUAUACUCCUAUUGAUGCAGCCCAGAAUUGCAUUGGCUUUUUAGCUGCCGCGUCACACUGUUGGCUCAUGUCAAGUUUGUGGUCAACCAAGACUCCUAGAUCCUUUUCACAUGUACUGCUCUCAAGCCAGGUGUCACCCAUCUUGUAUUUGUGCGUCUCAUUUUUUUGCCCAAGUACAAUACUUUACAUUUCUCCCUGUUAAAAUUCAUCUUGUUUGUUUUUGCCCAGUUCUCUAAUCUGUCAAGGUCGUUUUGAAGUGUGAUCCUGUCCUCUGGGGCCACCCCUCCCAGUUUGGUGUCAUCUACAAAUUUGAUCAGGAUGCCCUUGAGUCCAUCAUCCAAGUCGUUGAUAAAGAUGUUGAAUAAGACCGGGCUCAAGACAGAACCCUGUGGCACCCCACUAGUCACUCUUCUCCAAGAUGAAGAGGAACCAUUGAUGAGCACCCUUUGGGUUCAGUCAGUCAGCCAGUUACAAAUCCACUGAGUGGUAGCAUAGUCAAGACAGCAUUUUACCAGCUUCUUUACAAGAAUAUCAUGGGGCACCUUGUCAAAUGCCUUGCUGAAAUCAAGGUAGGCUACAUCCACUGUGUUCCCUUCAUCUACCAGGUUUGUAAUUCUGUCAAAAAACGAGAUCAGGUUAGUCUGACAUGACUUAUUUUUCAGAAAUCCAUGCUGACUAUUGGUGAUCACAGCAUUCCUUUCUAGGUGCUCACAGACUGUUUGCUUAAUGAUCUGCUCCAGAAUCUUCCCUGGUAUUGAUGUCAGACUGACUGGGCGGUAAUUAUUUGGGUCCUCUCUUUUCCCCUUUUUGAAAAUAGGGACAACAUUUGCCCUCCUCCAGUCUGCCGGGACUUUGCCUGUUCUCCAGGAAUUCUCAAAGAUGACUGCCAGUGGUUCUGAGAUCACAUCUGCCAGUUCUUUUAAUACUCUUGGAUGCAGUUCAUCUGGCCCUGGAGACUUGAAUACAUCUAAACUAGCCAAGUAUUCUUGUACUAUCUCCUUAGUUAUUCUGGGCUGUGUUUCCUUUGCUGAAUCAUUUGCUUCAAAUUCUUCAGGUCGGGCAUUGUUUUCUUUAUCGGAGAAGACUGAGGCAAAGAAGGCAUUGAGGAGUUCAGCCCUUUCUGUGUCCCCUGUUUGCAUUUCACCAUCUUCUCCUCUGAGUGACCCCACUGUUUCUUUGUUCUUCCUUUUGCUACGAACAUACCCAUAAAAGCCUUUUUUGUUGCUUUUAACCUCUCUAGCAAGCCUAAGUUCAUUCUGUGCUUUAGCUUUUCUGACUUUGUGCCUACACGUGCUGGCUAUUUGUUUGAAUUCCUCUUUGGUGGUUUCCCCCCUUUUCCAUUUUUUGUACACAUCCUUUUUUUAAUCUUAACUCAGUUAAAAGUUCUUUAGAUAGCCACCCUGGCUUCUUUAGCCACCUUCCAUGUUUCCGUCUCAUUGGUAUUGCCUGACGUUGUGCUUUUACUAUCUCCCUCUUAACAAACUCCCAGCCAUCAUGAACUCCCUUUCCUUUUAGUAUUACUGUCCAUGGGAUCUCACCCAGCACUUCCCUAAGUUUUAUGAAGUCGGCUUUCUUAAAGUCAAGAAAUUGAGUCCUAGUAUGCUUGGCUGCUCCUUUCCUCUGUAUAGUAAACUUCAGAAGAGCAUGAUCACUCGUGCCUAAUGAUCCUUCCACUUCUACCCCACUAACCAGGUCAUCAACAUUGGUUAGGACCAGAUCUAAAAGGGCUGUUCCUCUUGUUGCUUCUCCCACUUUCUGGACAAUGAAGUUGUCUGCAAGGCCAGUGAGGAAUCUGUUUGACCUUAUGCUCUUGGCUGAGUUUGACAUCCAACAAAUAUCCGGGUAAUUGAAGUCCCCCAUUACUACUAUCUCCCUUCCUUUUGCAUGCUUGGCCAUCUGUUCCAGGAAGGCAUCAUCUAUGUCCUCCGUUUGGCUUGGGGAUCUAUAGUAAACUCCCACAAUGAGGUCACUGUUAUUCUUCUCUCCUUAAUUUUGACCCAAAUGCUCUCACUUUGGCUUUGAGGUUCUAAAUCUUGGAUCUCUUCACAGGUAUACACAUCCCUGACAUAUAACGCCACUCCUCCUCCUUUCUUGUCUGGUCUGUUUCUCUGAAAUAGAUUGUAUCCCCCAUUAUUACAUUCCAAUCGUGGGACUUAUCCCACCAGGUUUCAGUGAUGCCUAUUAUGUCAUAUUUAGUUUGCUGUACCAAGAGCUCAAGCUCAUCUUGUUUAUUUCCCAUGCUUUGCGCAUUAGUGUACAGACAUUGAAGUCCAUUAAUCAUUCCCCCGUGUCUCUUAUUUAAAGAUUUUUUCCUCCCACCACUAGGUCUGCAUGCUGUUUGCUCCAUUUGGUCUAUGACAUUUGGAUGAUCAUCUUCAUCAAUUGAUAGACUCCUACCCUCAGGAGCACUGUCUCCCUCCCCCACAUUAGUCAGUUUAAAGCCCUCCUGAUGAAGUUUCUGAGAUUUUUGGCAAAACAUUUCUCCCAACCGUUGUGAGGUGCAGCCCAUCGCUUGCCAGAAGUCCAUCUUCAAGAAACUGCAGUCCGUGAUCUAAGAAUCCAAACCGUUCCUGUUUACACCAUUUCCGAAGCCAGCUGUUCACUUCCACUAUUUUUCCCUCUCUCCCUGGGUCACGUCGUUCAACUGGGAGGACAGAUGAGAUCACAAUUUGUGCAUUUAAUUGCUUCAAUUUCCUGCCCAGAGCCUCGUAGUCUCUUUUGAUCUUCUGGAGGCUAUUGCUUGCAGUGUCAUUGGUUCCCACAUGAACCAAGAGGAAGGGGUAUUUGUCAGUGGGUUUUAUAAUUCCUUGCAGUCGUUCAGUUACAUCUUGGAGCUUAGCCCCGGGGAGACAGCACACUUCCCGAGACAUCUUGUCAGGCCCACAGAUCACUGCUUCUGUUCCCCUCAGUAGGGAUCCCCUAUCACCACUACACGCCUCCUCUUAGGUUUGGUCGGGGUUCUUCUGUGAGCUGUCCGUUCCAAGGUCGCCUGCACAUUCUCUGAGGACUGACUUUGCUGCUCGUCUUCAUAUACCUGAUCGACUGUAAUGAGGGAGAGAUCCUCAAAUGGAGUCUGCUCUUCGUCUUCCAUGCUAGGGGAGAGGACCUCAAAGCGAUUGUGUAUUUCUAAACAAUCAGAGCGAACCCUGGGCCUCCUACUUCUUUGAGUCACGUUUCUCCAUAUAUCUGGCUCCUGUGUUGGUGAACUAGCCUCCUUCUCAGGGAGUCCCCUGUCUCCUCCUUGGUGGAGACGGUGUGCUCUGUUGCUUCCAAGAAGAGCUCCAGCUCUCUAAUUCUUUGGAGCGUAGCUACACGUUCCUCCAGUUGCUGGACUUUGUCUUUUAAGAGGGCAAUCAACAUGCAAUUGCUGCAGGUAAAGCUGCCUGCAACCUUUGGCAAGAUGGCAAACAUUGCGCAGGAACCACAGGCGACUGCAGCUGUUCCCUCCCCCUCCAUCUUGAGAACGUGUCGUUGGGGGUGGCUACAGCAGUCCUCCAUCAUAAAAAGCGUGAAGACAGGACAAAUAACUCCCCCCCCAAAAAACCUAGGUCUCCCCCAACAAACGUUUGAGACUAGCUCCCCUAAAUCUAAAAGAUGGAUCAAACUGCCGGUGCCCUGCAAGCUCUGAUAAGCUCCUCCCACAGCUAAUCACCUGCCUCAACAGAAACCCUGCCCCCUCUGACCUUUGCACAGGGAGAGUAGCUAAUCAGCCACAAAGAAACACACACAAGAAAACCCUUUUUGCUCCUUCUUCAACUGCUCCUUCUUCAAAUUAAUAAAAAUCAAAAUAAAAAAAUAUACCACAAACAUUUAAAAACAGAUCCGAUAUUCUCAAAUCCUUAACUGUCAUUACCUUCUUUCUUUGACCUCCUCCUCCCUUUUUUUGUAUCGUAGUUAUUACUUGUCGCAGCAAAUCCUUUCCAUAUUUCAUAAUAUUCUGUCAUUACAUUACCUUAAUCUAUUUUAAUCUUAUCUUACUAUAAUAAAACCUUAAAACUUAAAACUUAAAUCUUAUUUUACCAAUUUCUCAUAACCAUAAUAUUCUUACAUAAUUCUUUAAAUAUUUUUGCUAAAGCCAAAUAAUUUCGUUCCAACAUUUUUCUAACAUUCAUCAAUUUUAUAAAAGAAUCCUAAUAAAAAAAAUAAAAACAAUCCAAUCUUCAUCCAGCGUCUCUUCCUCCUGGUCCCGGGUUUUGUCAGUCCUCUCUAUCCCAUCAGUCUAGCGCAUUAACCUGGUAAUCUUAUAUCCGAGGCCCUUAAGUCCCUUCCAUGUCCCUUCCGCGGCUCUUCUUCAUAUUUAUAGCUGUAUUUUCCUUUGUCUCCUGCUCCUUUCACUCGUGGGAACUCCAGCUUAACAAUAUUUUUGACCCUUCUCGACAAAUCAGCCCCUUUUCCAUAGUCCACACUAAACUCCAUGUGGUAUUUAAGAACAUGUUUCAAAGUCCCUCCAAAUUUAAGAGCCCGCACAACCCCAAACAUCUCACGGCCCAUUACCAGACUUGAAAAGUCCAAACAUCCCUGCGUAGGGGGGUCUAUCCAACCCCCCAUUUCCAAACCAAGCCAAACUUUAUCUUUCCAAAUCUGGCUUUUUCCAAGUUCAUUUGUCAAAUCCAAGAACUCAUGUUCCUGCUGGGCCGCAGCUCCCUCCAUCUCUGGCGCCCGAGGUUCAGCAACAUCCUCUUCCCUCAUCUGUUCUGUCAGGGCACACUCCUGAUUUGAUUCCUGGGUGGGCUCUAUAUAAUUUCCCACUGCCUGUUCAAAAUUUCUGAUCACAUCAGUCAUCAAAUCCGUCUUCUCAUGUAGCUGUUCCAGUAGGGCACUUGUUUUACAGAGAGCACACAGCAGAGCUUCUGAAUACAUUGUCCUGCAAGGUCAGAAGUCUAUUCCCACGAUCGUAAUCUGUAGCAGCUGCAAGCUCCCCGAUUCAGAAUUGGUUACAGUUUCACAGGCUCCCUCUAGGGGAAAAACUUCUAUUUGUUCUUUUCUUUUAAAGGCAGAUCUAGCAACAAAGUUUCCUUUUUCGGAUAUUUUGUCAAUAUUUGUUCCUUUAAAAUGUGAAAGGGAGCAAUGGAAUCACUAUGUUUCUCUUCUUUUAGCUAUCUGUCAAAAACGUUUGUCUCUGGUCAAUGAGCUUCAAAAGACGUCAGUCCUGACACCCUGCUCCAGGAUCAAGACGGUGGAAAGUUACUUUGCUUUACACUCACUUCUGCAGGUUUAAACAGUCCCCCCAAAAAAUCCCCCCUCUUCUCCUGCUUCCGAAGGGGGUUCAACAAUUUUAAAUGGUGAAAGUUAAUCCUUUACAAGCGAUUUUCUGAACUCUAGUUUGCCAUGUCUUUGCUUUAAUCUAUCUACAAAGAAACGGAAGGCUGACUUCCUGUUUAGACCUUCCCGUUUCAGUACCAAAUUGAAAUAAACUUUUAAGUCCAAUUUUCCUUUCUACUCGCAAUUCCUUAUUUAGAGUCCAAUUGUCCGAAAUUUAAGUACUCACGGUGAUUGUUUUAAAAGCCAAAUUUGCAUGGGCACGCUGUAGGGAUCAGACAGUCCUUAAGGUACUUUGGACCCAAAUUGCUCAGGGCCUUGUGAAUUAACACAAGAAUCUUGAACCUGGCGCUGUGGCAAAUCAGCAACCAGUGCAGGUCUCUCGGUAGUAGAGUAACAGGCUGUUGGUAGUCUGUUCCUGUGAGCAGGUUGGCUGCUGCCUUCUGUACUCGUUGCUGCUGCCAGACCAGAUACAAGGGCAGCCCCACAUAAAGCGUCUCACAGUAAUCACAUAUUGAGGCUACCAAUGGAUGGGUGACUGUGAUCAGGCUGUCGUGGUCCAGGACUAGUCGCAAGUGGCGUACCAGCCAGAACUUACAAAAGCACUCCUGGACUCAGAGGUCACUUGGGCCUCUAGGGAUAGUGGUGGAUCAAUGAGUACCCCCCAGACUAAACAUUGGAUGAACUUUCUGGAAGGAAGAGCUGUUAGGCAGUGGAAUGGUCUUCCUCAGGAGACCGUGGACUCUCCUUCCUUGGAGGUUUUUAAGCAGAGGUUGGAAGGCCAUCUGUUAUGGAUGCUUCAGCUGAGAUUCCUGCAUUGCAGGGGGUUGAACCUUGGGGUCCUUUCCAGCUCUAUGAUUCUAUGAUUCUAUGACUGUUACAACAGGAAUGACAUGUUUUGGGCCUUUGGCAAUAUCUUAGAACUCUCCAGUGCUUAAAAAAAAAAAAGGAAACUGAUUUGAAAACAGGUGCAGACUUUCUAAAUGGCAAAUGAAUAUGCAUGAUGUUGGUCAGCCAAAGGUGAUGGCAACCUUUGUUAGAAAACCAUAUGUUUAGGGAAGAGGUCAUUUGUUAUAGAGCAGGGAUGGGGUACAUGUGGACCUAUAAGUUGUUGUUGCUGGACUCCAGCUUCCAUUAACCCCAGCCGGCAUGGCCAGUGGUCAAGUAUGAUGGGAGUUAAAUCCCAAUGUGAUUUGGAGAGCCAAGGGUCUCAGUCCCUGAUGUAGAGUGAUAUUAAUGCACAUGGGUCAAUCUCCACUGUAAUUUUAAAGUUGUGCUAUUAGUAGUAUUAGCAUUACUACUUUUUUAUCUCAAAGCACAAUGUUUACAUAAGAUGAAGAAAAAUUGACAAAAUAUAUAUGAGACGAAAGCAGGGAAUAUACCAAGGAGAAAUAAAAACAGCUGUUUCAACAACAAAAAAGUUACAAAAACAAAACAUAUGGUUGAACAUUAUCAUUAAAUUUUUCAUUCCAGUAAUGAAUAAACAAUGCCCAGUGUUCUACAAACUUGUUAUCUAACUGGCAUCUUUCCCAAACCCUUAUAUAAUAUGUCAGUUCAGUCAUUUUGGCUAUUUGCCCAAUCUUUUCCUCACAGUCGUUAAACUUGGAAGCGGUUGCACUUUUCUUCUUAGCUGCCAAAUUAAUCUUGAUUGUGCACAAAAGGUUAAUAAUAAAUUCAAGAUCACGUGUCCCAACCUUUCUAGGUAUAUCACAAAAGAUAGAAUCGUUUGUGAAUCAAAUGGUAAUUGGUAAUCGAUAACAUCUUUUACUAUCCUAAAUUAUUGCUUGUCUGCCAAUAUAUUUGUAUUUUGGGGCAACAUGACCAAUUAUGAAUAAAAUCAGCUGGAGCGGAAUCAUCCCACUAGAAAUCUAAAACACACAGAUACACAUACACACCCUAAAGUAGCUCAAAAAGGAUUUGAUUGCACUGAUCCUUAAUUUUAUAUACAUUUUCUCUCAAGUUCACACAGAAUAAUUUUGAAGAAACAUUGUCCAAAAUCUAAUUCCAUGCAUUUUCUAUGAAUGUUUGAAUCUUUCCCCUAUUUUCUUUUUUUUAAAUGAUAUUUAUUGAGAAUUUUUAAAUUACAAAGAAAAAAAAGGAAAAAAACAAGAGAAAGAGAAAAAGAAAGAAAAAAGUAGAUAAAAGUAACAAUUAAACAAUACAAAUCCAUAAAAACCAAAAUCAAACAGAAAAAACAGAACACACAAUACAUCAAAAUCAAAAAGCAAAAAUAAACAAAAAAUUUAAAAACAAAUCCAAUAUUCCCAAAUCCUUAACUUUCAUUACCGGUAACUUAUUUCAUCGACCUCCUCACACCUCCCUUUUUUGUAUUCUAGUUGUUAAUUAUCUCAGCAAAUCCUUUCCAUCUUUCACUAUAUUCUGUCAUUAAAUUACCUUAAUCUAUUUUAACCUUACCUUACCAUAAAAAAUCCUAAAACUUAAAACUUAAAUCUUAUUUAUACCAAUUCAAUUGGGCCCAAUUCAAAGUGCUGGUUUUGAUCUAUAAAGCCUUAAACAGCUCUGGACCACAAUACUUCAAGGACCAACUCUCCUUUCCUCUUCCCAUAUGAACCAACCCAGACCCCAUAAUCAACAUUUGAACCCUUCUCCGUUUGCCUCCUCCACGUGAGGAGCAACACGAGAAUGGGCCUUUUCUGCAGUGGCUCCCUAUUUGUGGAAUGCUCUCCCCAGGGAGGCUUGCCUGGUGCCUUCAUUACAUUUCUCUAGGUGUCAAGCGAAAACAUUCCUCUUCUUCCAGGCCUUUGGCUAAUUAUACAAUCUAUAGCCUUUUAAACUGUAUCUGUGAGGGUACUGUUUUUGUUACUUACUAUGGUAUGUAUUUUUGCUUUCUAUAUGGUAAACCACCUUUUGAUCCUUGGAUGUUGGGCAGUAUAGAAAUAUACAUCAUCAACAUCAUCAUCAUAUAUGACCAAAUACUUGUUUUUAGUCUCAGUAGGAGAUAUUUACGUUUCCCACUGCCGAGCAAACUAAGAGUCUUGCACACCCUAUGCCUGAUAUCGACACUAGAAGACAAUGUAAGAGGGUCAAGGCCCUUUCGUGUUGCCCUUUGCUAUGGCUCACUGGCAUGCAUGCUAAAGAGGAAGUCCUUCAGGAAGUCCUCCACACUAAAGGAAAAAUAGAAGAUAACGAUGUCCAGGUCAGGCAGUCAGGGCUUCUCUCGCCAUGUACUUCCUCCCACAAAUUGAUUUGAUGGUUUAUCCCUCCUUCAAACUGGUUUGAUGGCUUGCCCCUCUAAAAUGCUGUGUGCUUAACAAAUACCAUAUCUGAAAAUCCUGGGGUGAGGAAAGCCAAAAGAUCUUACACUAGAUGUUCUUUUUAUGGCAGUGCAUUUCCAUUAUACACAAUUCUUCCUAAUUAAAUUAUACCACUUCAACAAUUUAAAAUUUCCUAACAGUCCUAAAUCAGGGAGGACCUUAUAAAUAUUGAACAGAUGCUAAUGGUGAGACAUUUGACUCAGUUUAGGUUUAUAAAUCUUCCAUGUCUCCCAUACAACUAAUAUGUACUAAAGGACAGUGUAUUUUCUUUAAAAUCUAUUCUGUCUUAUGGCAUAAUAUAAUAAAUAGUUCAGGGGAAGGGAAUUUUCACAUCCUAGUGUCCCAAUUCUGUGCUUUUAUCAGUACCAAACAUUCCCUUGCUGCUGCUAAGGGUGAUGAAAAGUAGCAAAGAAAAAGAUUUGAUACAGCUAAUUGCCUGCUCCCAACUCUCCUGUAUGUGGCAAAGACGCAUGCCAGUUUCAUUCUCAUUUUUUGCCUCUAGCCCGAAUGAACUUAGUAAUAUAUUGUUGCCAGGUCUUUACAGUUAUCAGUAUAGAUAGGAAGAACCAUAAAUAAUGGUUUGACAAAAUUAUUAUCUUUACUGUACAGAUUGUUCCAAACCAUUAAAUCUUUAAAUUAGCCCGUAACAGAAACUUCUGCAUUUCCUUAAUCACGUUAUCCUCAAACAACCUAUUCAAGCAAUCGGAAGACUAUAUUCCAGGUAUUUAAUGACAUAGGUUUUCCAGGAAAUUUCAGAAAGGAGGUGUGCUUCAACUUUCAUUUGUUUCUCUGUGUUUAAUACCAGAAUUUUGGAUUAAAAACCCCUGAUCUUAUAACAAGAUACUUCAUUGAAAGAAGUAGCAGACAAAGUUAUUGUAAUGAAUUUUCAUUCCUCUAGUAAAGUCCGUCCAGUCCAGUCCAUAGGAUUUAUUAAUUUUAGCAUUUUUCAUCACUUUCCCCCUAGUAAAUAAUGACUUCUGGUUCUAUUGCAUUUUCAGGAAUGAAAUACUUUACUUAAAAUAUCAUAUAUAUUGUCUAGAAGACUAUGAGCACAAGUCUAACCAAGCCUAUUAAGAAGUAAGUCUUAUUGAAACAAAUGGGGCUUUCUCCCGGCUAAAUUGGGUUGGGAUUGCAGCCUCAACAAACGCUUCAGAUAUGUUGCACAUACAGCCUCUCCAUGUUUGCAUGACGAGGAGUCAUUUCCUUUGCUACUUUUAUUGCCAGGAUUUUUGCCAGCCUUUCUCAAAUUCUGUACAGCCAAUCUUCCAAUGAUUGAGGACCCCAUAACAUAGAAAGACCCUAUGCACAUACUAUAGGCUCUCCUCUACAGCUUCUUCCCUCACUCGUGAGCAGUUGGGGGAGAGGGGUAUGACAAGAUGGCAGUGGCACAGCCCCACUCUCUCCCUCCAUGUGAUCACAAUGGUGUGAAGGACACUGACCCAAAAUCACUUCUGUUGCAAUACAUUCAAAGCUUUUCCCAUGGUGUGGCUAGACUAUACCAGUUUUUGCCAACUGGGUAUUCUCCAGAUGUUUUAGACUACAACUUGCAUCAGCCCCAGUCAGCUGGCUGGGGCUGAUGGGAGUUGUAGUUCAAAACAUCUGAAGCAUAUCAGAUUACGAUACGAUACAAUAAUCUUUAUUGUCAUUGUCCCAUACAGAACAACGAAAUUGAAAAAUCUACAUAAGACAUUCAAAAACCAACAAGCCUGCUAUCCCAGCUAUCCCAAGCUGGUUAGCCCGCUAAAAACUCUGAUACCCCAUUUUUAAAUACUCCCAUAGAGACUCCUUAUAUUGCAUUUAAAACCAAAAUCGCAUUUGGGUAGAAACUGUUUCUCAGGCAGCUAGUCCUAGUCUUUAUAACCCUGUACCUUCUUCCAGAAGGCAGAAGCUGAAAGAGAUCAUUUCCGGGGUGUGCACUAUCCUGCGCUAUCUCUGCAGAUUGUUGAAGGCUCUGUGAUUCUGUUCUCUUAUGAGGAUCAUGCCUAUUUUAAAUGGAUCAGUUCCUAGACAUUUUCCCAAGCUUUUUGCUCUCUUUAAAAAACAACAAACACCACACCUUCUGCUUGCUGAUUUCUUUUCUUUUUUUGUUUAUUUAAAUAAGCUGAAAGUUUAAUUAACUGCCCUGUCACCACUGACUUUUCUCCAUCCCAAAUUACAAUAUGACCCAUAGUCUGUAUGUGUGUGAGUUUAAAAUACUGCUGAUUUUUUUCCUUGGUAACAUUCUUAAGCAAUAGAGUAUUUAAUUUCUAAGACUGAAACGAAAUGGUAUGUCCAUCUUUCAAUUACAUGGUUAUUGGUGCAAGAUCUGCAUAAAGCUGAGACUCUUACCUUAACAUCUACUGUUUGUGCUAAAACACCCGCUGUGAAGAGACAAAAUGAAUAUAUAAAUGUGAGUAAUGCAGUCUCAGGUCAAUGAAUAACAAUACCUCCAUGAAUCAAUAGGCUAAAAAAAGCUCUUGAGUCUAGAUUCUUCAUAAUACUUCUGGAAACAUUCCAACCAGAGAGACCACAUCUUGAUUUGUCCAGACUCAAUGGAUUUAUCCAACUAGGGUCCAUUGCAAUCCCUUCCUACAAUCAUCUUGCCCUCAACAACAUUUUGCAGGCAUUGAAACAGUCCUGGAUUCCCUCUCUCUCCUUUGUACCAACAAUUAUAGAUAUAAAUACAUCCUAAGGUGCUGUUUUGAUCUACUACAUAUGUGCCUUUCACAAAUUGUCUAUUCUCAUAUGCAAAAUAAUAUAAUUUCUUUUUUUUUUAAAAAAAGACCAAUUUGACAUGCAUUUUUAACAAUUGCUACUCUCCUUUUUAAAUAAAACAGGCUGCAAAAAUGGCUCCUAACUUUCAUGUUAAUUGGUUAUGAACAGCACUGGGGACAGAUUUAGGCACUUUGUAGAUUUUGUAUUUCCAAAAUAUACAGGGCCACUGAAAAUCUCUUUUGUGUCUAGCAGAAACUAAUCCCUGGGGUCCACCAAGACAAAGGGCAGGUUAUAAACAAACAAAUUAAGGUUGCAGUCUUAACCUACCAACUUGCUAUAAGUCUUAUUGAAUUCAGUUUCUGAAUAAAGAGUAUAUAGCAGGGUUGGGGAACCUGCAGCCCUUCAGAUGUUUCUGGACUUCAGCUUCCAUCAUCCCUGUCCAUUGGCCAUGUUGGCUGGGGCUGAUGGGAGUUGGAGUCCAACAACAAUUGAAGGGUUACCUUUUCCCCAACUCUGGAAUAAUAACACUUCAUGCGGCCAAUGAACUGAAUUGUGGGCCUCCAGAUGUUGUCAGAUCCCAGCUCACUUCAGGCCAAUGGUGAGAGAUGAUGAGCGUUCUAGUCCAGCAACAUCUGAAGAGCACCACGUUGGCUAACCUUGAUGUAGAUGAUGGUGUUGUCAGCCUGCCUAACUUCUGUUGACCUCUGCCUUAACAGUGCAAGCCUGCUUGUGUUUUCUCAGGAGCCCCAUUCUAUUCAGUGGUGCUUACUCCCAGGUAAAGGUGCAUAGGAUUGCAACCCAAGACUAUUACAAACUAUAUAUUUUUGAGCUCCAAUAGCAAUGGCCAUGCCAGGACUUUCCCUCCUUUCUCUCCCUCAUCCCAUUUUGCUGAACAUCCAGCCUGAGACAUUCCGGAAAAGUCAAAACUUUGCUUACUAUUUGUGAUAUUUUAGUUACCCCCAAUAAAUGUAUUACCCCACAGUAGUUUUCAGCACAGCUACUUCUCUCUCUCUCUCUCUCUCUCUCUCUCUGCAUUCAGUUACCAUCCCUCCCACUUCUAAAUAUGGAUUUCUUGCAGGAAAAAAAACCCCAGCAGCUUCAGCUUCCCUUCUCUUUUUGAAGUUUUAAACCAAAUAAUGAACUCAUUAAUUUUCAUAUUACACAGGAAGUGGGCCAGGAAAAGGAAGCUGCCCUGUUGAGGAACUUAUUAGCACAUUUGUCUCCUUUACACAGAGUAUUGAUUCAGACAUCUGAUUUGCAGGCAAACGGGGUUCAAAAGGAAUAGGGCGGAUUUGUUGAGCACACAUUCUAAGAGUGAAAAGACAGCUGAAUCUAGAGGCUCGGCCAUUGACUGGUUGAAGUUUAGAGGACUACAAAGCUAGCAUCAUUCAUUGGCAUUCCCCAGCCUGGUGCCCUCCACAUGUUGGUGGGCUAUGUAGCUUUGCAAGAGUUCCCCCCUAAUGGAUUGAUGUAGGCAUAAAUACAAGGGAAGCCUUUCUAAUCCCAGAGAACAACUCUUAAGAACCUGAGCUAGAAGCUUCCUCCUGUUUGAUUCUCUGAGCAAACACUGAUGGGCCAAAACUAGCAGAUGUACAAGAAUUGAAUGAAGCUUGACCUCCAAGUCAUGAUGGCUAUAUAUUACUGCCAGGAAUGUAGGCACAUUAUUAUUACUAUUACAGAGCCAGACAUUGGUCUAUCUAGCUAGGUAUUGUCUACACUGCCUGGCAGCAGCCAUCCAGGAUUUUCGAUGGGGGUUUCUCCCAAUCCUACCUGGAGAUGCUGGGGAUUGAACCUGGAACCCUCUGCAUGAAAAGCAGUGCUCUCCCUGGGGAAAACUGCAGUCAAAUCCGACAGUGCAUAUUCUUGUUACUUGGUGAGCUUAGGAGCUAAUGACCCCAGAGCUGUAUUGCUGAUAGGCAGAGACUCAGACCAUAGAAAUGUAAUUGGUAGAGAGGGCUCUGUGUGAUGUCAUUUCCCCCUCCUCUCUUGAGUGGGAAGAAUCAAAGAAGUAUUUCCUAUUCCUUCCCUCUCUCUUUCUCUUCGACCAGCAGGAGGACAUCUGACUGUGCCAGGGGCUGGCAGGGCUGUGAAGAAUGUGUGGUGGAGGCAGAGGACCAAAGCAGUGGCCUGUUCUCAUCCACCGCAUUCAAGAAAUCCAAUAACAGAGUUGUGCACAAUUGCACACAAUUAUCAUUGUGCGAUGCUAAUUAAAAAUAGUAUUUAAACCCAAUAAAAUGGCUAUGAUUGUAGUGCCAUACAACUUGAGGCCAGAAUUACACAGACGUUUAUGUAUGUGUGCCACCUCUCAGCCCUACCUGCCCACCAUGAUAUAAUUCACAUUCCCUGGGGAAACACAGUUCUUCCACCAUCCCCACUGUCAGAUUCCUUUCCUUCAUUUUAUGAAAUGAAUGGAUCUGGCCUGCUUUGUUUUCCAGUGGCAACAACUUCCUGAUCACAUCUGAGCUCAUCCACCUCCCAGAUGACUGCACCAUGGGCUAUAUCAUUGAACGUAAGCUAGCCGGUCACUUGGUCCCUAGUGACCUGUUCCACUCUCACCUGGAGAACUUGUACGUCAUCCAGGGUCCCCAACUUACUAAGCAGGUGAGAUGAUGCAGGAAACACCAUCUUUCCCUUGUUGGAGAGAGUGGGCACUUUCCAAAUGAACUGUUUUUGAAUGACAGUUCAGAUGCAUGAAAUUGCCCCUCCGCUAUGCAUUUGUUGCCCAGAAUCCAAUCAUCUCCUCUUGAAGUUGCACAUCGGUCGCCGUGAUAUAGCAUUUUCUCAGUCAAAUUGGGAUGUAUUGUAUUUUGUACCUGGGGGUAACAUAAUUCUUUCCCCAGAUGAACUCAUCCAUUGCUGCUGAGAUUGCUGGGGCCAGCCUUACACUUUUCACUACCGCCUGUGGCAUGAUAUCUCCCCAUCCAUUAUGUGUGACCAGAUAGCCUGCUAUUGUCUUUGAAUGGGGAUUCGCAAGACUAUCAAAAUGCGGCUGGGGUUGUCUGGAUAAGAGAGAGAGGGAGGGAGGGAGGGAGGGAGGGAGGGAAGGAGAGUCAGGAGAAGGAGAGAGGAGCAGGCAGGAAAGCAGUCAUUCACAUCAUCUCCUCAGUAAUUGUGACACUGAUUGAAUCAAUCAUGCAUUAUUUAGAGGAGGCUUUCCUGACAAAUGCUUCCCCAGACACUUCUCUGCAAUAAUAGGCAAGGGGAUGGAAAAGCAAUUAACUAGCCAAUAAAACUUCUGCCAGUCAAAGUCCAAGAAAAGGCAACUCCUUCCACUCAAGAGUAGAAGUCGUAGUGCCAAUAACUUGCCCUCUUCUCCCCUGAGGGCAGUGUGACCCAACCAGCAGAAUCACAGAGUGAAACUCUUGCUGGACUGUACCAUUUUAGAAAGCAGAGGGUAGGCCACAUAUUUCAGGUGGGGAACUUGUGGCCCUCCAGAUGUUGUUGGACUCCAGUUCCUAUUGGUCCCCUUCAGCACGGCCCAAUGGUCAACGGUGAAGGGAGGAACACCUAGCAGCCAAUGAAAAGGCUUGGUAAGUUAGAACACUUCUACUGUUGUUGCUGUUGUUAAACAAAUGUAUAUACUGCUUCAUAGCAUGAAGCCAUUGAAGCACUGUAUAAAAUAGAAAAUAACACAAAAAUGCAAACUUUAAAAACAAGGAAAUAAUUGCAACAAACUGUGAAAACAACAACAUAGCCAUUUCUGCCACUAUGCUGUUAAUAUUCCAUAAAUGACUGGGUCAGACCUUGGGGAAACCUUAAACAAAAACGUGUUCAGUAAGUACCAAAACAUUAGGCACCUGUCUAAUUUUGGCAGGUGAUUGAUUCCAGAGGGCUGGAGCUGUGAUACUAAAAGCCCAGUUUCUAGCACAAGCUAAGCACACACUGUCUCAGGAGUGCCCCAUUGUACCUGGUAUAGUGGUUUCUAUGUUGGUUUUUAAAAAAACCAAACACCAACAGCACGGGGGGGGGGGUGGAUGGUGGCAGAGAGGUUUCAUCUUGAAUACUCUAUCCCAACUAGAACUGCCCCCAUGUGAUUCUGCUGGUUAUGUCCUUCAGCUCUUUAACCUGAUCCCUUGCAUGGCAAUUGCUCGAAGGCGAAGAGCCUGGGAAAAUAUGGCUAAACCUGUGUUCCCAACAAGUCUGGAGCACCUCGAGAAAAGAAAGGUUACUAGAAACUACCCAGGCAUUGUAAUUUGGCUUUGAAUAGUUUUAAGGUAGCAGAAUGCAUGUGUGUGUAAUAAAUUGGAGAGGGCAGGAGACUCGUACGGCUGAGAAGUAUCUCUGGCUGUGAUGCGUAAAAGGAGUUUGUUGCCCACAGGGCACGUAUAUUCCUCAGUCAUCUCUCUUCCUUUCUGGUAUUUCCUUGUAGGUCACUCUCAGCUAUGGCAUUUUUGAGAAGAAGCUCAAUGUCAUCGAGCUUUCUGGUCCUUUUUCUCCACAAGAUGACCCUUCCAGGUAUCUCCCAUGAGAGCAGAUCUUUCACAACGUGCUGGCAAUGUUAAGAGGGCUUGAAGGACAAGGGUAAAAAGCCUGAAUAGAGCCAAACCGGGGGUACCAGCAGAGCUUUGGGUGGGGAUGAUGCUGAUGAGGAGCAGAAGCCUGCAGUCCUACGGCCAGAGCUGAGCUAAGCAUUUCUGCUGCUCAUGGUUUGCUCUCUUUUAUCACCCUUUAAGCUCAGCCUUUAUUGCAAAGUCUGGAACCGAAGCCAAACAUUCAAGGUUAUUCAGCCCCAAGGGGAUGGGCAGGGCGUACUUUGGCUGAGGCGCCUAUUAAAUCUACACAGAAUUAGAGGGUGAGAAGCAUCCAUCUAGGCAUUUCGCUGCAGUGCAGUGUGAGAGCAUCUGGUGUUGGAUGGGGCACUGGGGAGCACGUACUCCUCACAUGCAGCCCUUUCCCCAUCUGCAGCAAGAGCAGUCUCUUUACAUUUCUUCUCUCUCUCUCCCCCUCCUUUCUAGGUUCCGAUCGCUUCACUGCCUUCUUUAUCCAGACACUUCCUGGUGCCCACAGCCAGUCAUCCUGUGAAAACUGCUCAGAAGGUCUGACCAUGAAUGGUGGAGAAGAACAUGAAAAGAGCCCUGCUGGACCAAACCAAAGACUUACCUAGCCCAGCCUUCUGUUCUCACAGUGGCCAAGGGGCCCAGGGGCUGGCCACUAGCAGGAUAUCAAUGCAACAGUACUCUACUGCUCCUGAUCUCCAUCAACUGAUGGAGAUGCAUGUGGCAGUUCACAGCCAUCAUGGCUAGGAGCUCUUGAUAGCCUCAUCCAUCACAAAUUUGUUUAUUCCCCCUGUAAAGCUGCC
Molecule: messenger RNA, 30537 nt
Organism: Podarcis lilfordi (Lilford's wall lizard)
Lineage: Eukaryota; Metazoa; Chordata; Lepidosauria; Squamata; Lacertidae
Source: the annotation of a GenBank genome assembly